AUGUCCCUGGCAUUCCGUCUCUACGUUUUCCCUGCUCGACCCCCAUCUGUACCACUUGCUGUCAAGUCACCAUACCUGAGUACCUGGCAGAACGCCGGUAGUGACGGCGGAAAUGGUGGAUAUCUCGCUGGUCAAUGGCCUACCUUUUGGCAGAACCAAGUCACCGGCUGGGCUGGUCUCAUUCGAGUUGAUGGCAAUACCUACACCUGGAUGGGGUUGCCUGGCUCGAAAACCGUCAAUCAGACUGCUUUCGAAUACACCUCGACAAAGAGCAUUUUCACGAUGAACGUUGCGAACAAGCUGGAGAUGAACAUUACAUUCCUUUCGCCUAUUACUCCAACUGAUUACCGACGCCAAUCCCUUGUCUACGCGGAUAUCUCUGCCGAGUGGGUAUCUGGUGACCGCAAUGCAAUUGCCCAAUGGGAUUAUGGAACCACCGACGAUGUUGCUUACCAUAAGGUCUAUCGUCAGACCCAGCUAGCAUUUUCACAGAAAAAUGAGCAGGCCGAGUGGGGCUACUGGUACUGGGCGACUGAUGUCGAUAAGGACAUGACGCACCAGUCUGGAGCAGAUGUCGAUGUUCGCGGGCAGUUCUCGAGCAACGGUGUUCUUUCCAACACCGCAGACACCAAGUACCGCGCUAUUUCAGACAAGUGGCCUGUCUUUGCCUUUUCAUACGACCUCGGCAACGUUAGCUCGAAACCUGUUGACACUCUUUUUUUCUCUCGUUCUAUUCCGUCCCUCUGGAAGAGCUACUUUGAUACUGAGCUUGAGGCUUUGUCUUUCUUCCACCACGACUUUAGAGCAUCUAACUAUCUUUCCAGCUCAUUUGACAGUCAGGUGGCCAAGGAUUCGAUUGCUGUCGCUGGCCAGAACUAUCUCACGAUUACUUCGCUCUCGGCCCGCCAGGCGUUUGGUGCAACCCAACUGUGUGGUACAGAGGAGAAAAUGUACCUGUUCAUGAAGGAGAUUUCGUCUGACGGUAACAUGAACACGGUCGACGUUGUUUUCCCUGCCUACCCUAUCUUCCUCUACUCCAACCCGGAGCUUUUGAAGCUGGUUCUCGAGCCGCUGUACGAAAACCAGGAGGCUGGAAAAUACCCCAACACCUACGCCAUGCACGAUAUGGGAUCCAACUAUCCCAAUGCCACAGGCCACCCUGAUGGAAGGGAUGAAGCUAUGCCGCUAGAGGAAUGUGGAAAUAUGAUCAUCAUGACCCUGGCAUAUGCCAAGGAGGCCAAGGAUACCGAUUAUCUGAAUGAGCACUACGAUAUUCUCAAGAAGUGGACCAGCUACCUUGUCGAAGACGCCUUGUAUCCGGCGAACCAAAUCUCGACCGAUGACUUCGCGGGAUCUCUUGCCAACCAAACCAAUCUGGCCCUGAAGGGUAUGAUCGGCAUCCAGGCCAUGGCUGUGAUUGCCAAUGAGACCGGCCACACAUCCGAUGCAGCCAGUUAUUCCUCAAUUGCUCAUGAUUACAUUACCCAAUGGCAAGAGCUUGGUAUCAACAAGGACGCCAGUCCGCCACACACCACACUCUCGUAUGGUGAUGCCAACAGCCACGGUCUUCUUUACAAUCUCUUUGCCGAUGCUCAGCUUGGUCUCAAUCUGGUUCCGCAGUCCGUCUACCAGAUGCAGAGUGACUUUUACCCUACCGUUGCCAACGAAUAUGGUGUUCCUCUUGACACGCGUCACACUUUGACCAAAGGUGAUUGGGAAUGCUUCGUUGCGGCCGUUGCUUCGGUAAGCACCAGAUCGAUGCUCAUCGGCCAAUUGGCUACCUGGCUCAACGAGACACCCACCAACCGCCCCCUGACUGACCUGUACGAGACGGUUACCGGAAAUUACCCCUCCUCGCCUAUCUUUGUCGCUCGACCAGUCAUCGGUGGAUCCUUUGCGCCGCUCCUGGUCACGAGCAAGUGA
Penicillium cosmopolitanum is the source of this 1923-nucleotide messenger RNA. It is a transcript of the gene gta1, whose product is annotated as glutaminase GtaA. The transcript is spliced from 10 exons. NCBI's taxonomy places the organism in Eukaryota, Fungi, Ascomycota, Eurotiomycetes, Eurotiales, Aspergillaceae. The record is from RefSeq and is a predicted model, not a curated record. The coding region runs from base 1 to 1923 and encodes 640 amino acids. Gene Ontology annotation, biological process: carbohydrate metabolic process.